GAUCAAGUGAAAAAUUGUUUUAAAACGUUCGGUGUAAAAUUUGCAAUAAAAUUGUGCAAUAACAUACAAAUAUCUUGAUAAUUUACUUUAAACGCACAGCCAGUUCCCUCUCCGUGGGUGCCAGGAAACUGUUUGGUUGUUGUGACAUUUUGGCAACAUAAAACGCAAUGGCGCCACAGAUGACGCCAUUUUCGCAGCUCGACAAAAUGGCGACGACAAUGACGCUCGCAUCCAAAGCGGAAAUACUCUGGCUCUGCCGAAUACUGCUGCUUUGCUUUUGCAUUGGCGCCGCCGCUACUAGAGACAUUCCAUCAUCAUCAUCGCUAUCGUCAUCGUCAGUCUAUGCACGUUCCGCCCAUGAUGACGACGAUGUUGCCUUUUAUUGCCCAGAGGAAGGUCUAUUCCCAGACGACUAUGACUGCCGGCUCUACUAUCGCUGCGAAAAGCUCUCCGAGCACUACAUCAAGCCAUACAUGUUUGCCUGCAAGGAAGGAACAGUCUUUUCGCGUACUCUCCAAUUGUGCAUGCCGCCUAUGCUGGCCGGACGUGGCGAGUGCUCCUACUACACAAACUACAUCAAUGAAAUUGACGAUAGCCAGCUGCAGUCGGAUGGGCUCGUCUCUAACCCAAAUGGACAUAUUGCGGAGCCAAACAACGACGCAACAACUGCUGCCCUUGAGCUGCACACUUACGCCACAGAGAAUCAGUUGCCCACCAACUAUGGAUUGACAGGACUGAGUGGUGUUCAAGUCAUAUCCUUUUCGAGCACUUCAUCUCUGCGCUCAGCUGAUGAUGAAGGUGUGUUCUGCAAUGCUGAUGGAUUUAUGAGUGAUCCUAGCGAUUGCACCGUAUUCUAUCGCUGCAUCUCCAAUGGACGUGGCUACAAUAAAAUCGGCUUUCGCUGCUCGGAUGGCACGGCUUGGGAUGAAUCCCUGCAGUCUUGCAAUCAUAUAAUCGUAGUGCGCUCUAAUGGUGGUUGUCGUAUGCAGAAUGAUCCACUGAACGAUGUUUACGCGGAUCAAACUUCUACACAGUCAUCGCAAUCGAGCUUCCAAAAUACAACUUCGUCCUCGUCCAGUAGCAAUCAACAGAGCUCCUCUACAAGUUCCUCAACGUCCUCUUCCAGUUCUUCAUCUUCUAGUACUUCGCAAACUUCAACAAGUUCGACAAAUCAACAGGAGUCAAGCUCGAGUUCAAGCUCAAAUCAAGAGUCGUCGACAUCGAGUAGCAAUCAGCAGUCUACAUCCAGCUCAAGUUCAAGCAACACGGAGACUUCAACAAACCAAAACUCUGGCAGUAAUCAGUCCUCAAGCAGUAACCAAAGCUCGAGCAGCUCAAGUACUGGUGGCUCGAGCAAUCAAAGUGCAAACAAUAAUCAUAAUCAAAGCUCGAAUAAUCAAGAUCAAAAUCAAAGCUCCAGCAGCAAUCAAUCUUCAAGUGGCAGCCAAAACAGCCAAACGACUAAUAAUAACCAAAAUUCGGAAAGCAAUCAAUCUUCGAACGCUUCCAACAAUCAAACAAACCAGAACACUAGUACACCUGAUUCUACAAAAUGCGAGGAUGAGAACACCUAUAUACCAGAUAAAAGCGAUUGCAAAAAGUUUUACAGAUGUCGGUUAGAUGAUAAUGGAGUAUUAGAAAAGGUACCGUUUACAUGUGGACCUGGCACUAUUUGGAGCCAAGUGGAGCGAGUUUGUAUUCUCCCCAGCGAAGAGCAGAAAAAACAAUGCAAUGUGCAGACAAGUCAUCAAAAUGCCAACAAUUCCUCUGAACAAUCAGCCACCAAUAGCAACGAAAAUUCGAAUGGUCAGUCCAGUAGUUCCACCUCUACCAACAACAAUAAUAGCAGCAAUACAUCCAGCAGUCAACAAGAAUCAUCAACAUCAAGUAGCAACCAAUCUUCCAGCAGUCAACAAAAUUCAUCGACUAAUUCAUCAUCAAAUUCUGCAACAGAAAAUACAAAUAAUGAAAAUUUAACCACCUCAACUUCAAAUAUAAGUCAAGGUUCAACCACAACUUCUAAGCCUUUAAAUCCCGAAGGAGAAUGUCAAGAUACAGAAACAUAUUUGUCAGACGCAAGGGACUGCGCCAUUUUCUAUCGUUGUGUGGAUAACGGCAACGGUGGAUUUGAUAAAGUUUCUUUUGAUUGCCCACCUGGAACAGUUUGGGAUCCAAAUUCAAAGGGCUGCAACCAUCCAACAGACGUGCAAAAGGAGCAAUGCAAGGCUAUGGGCAAUGGCACCGCGACUUCUUCAAAUCAAAGUUCUUCCAAUCAAGGCUCUUCAUCAAACCAAGGUUCUUCUUCUAACCAAGGAUCUUCGUCAAACCAAGGAUCUUCGACAAACCAAGGGUCGUCGUCAAACCAAGGAUCUUCGUCAAACCAAGGAUCUUCAUCUAACCAAGGCUCUUCAUCAAACCAAGGGUCUUCAUCUAAUCAAGGAUCUUCAUCAAACCAAGGAUCUUCAUCAAGUCAAAGCUCUUCGUCAAACCAAGGAUCUUCGACUAACCAAGGAUCUUCGUCUAACCAAGGCUCUUCAUCUAAUCAAGGCUCUUCAUCUAAUCAAGGAUCUUCGUCUAACCAAGAAUCGUCUUCGAAUCAAGGCUCUUCGUCUAACCAGGGAUCUUCAUCUAACCAAGGCUCUUCAUCAAACCAAGGAUCUUCGUCUAACCAAGGAUCUUCAUCUAACCAAGGCUCUUCAUCUAAUCAAGGCUCUUCAUCUAAUCAAGGAGCUUCGUCUAACCAAGAAUCUUCUUCGAAUCAAGGCACUUCGUCUAACCAGGGAUCUUCAUCUAACCAAGGCUCUUCAUCAAACCAAGGAUCUUCGUCUAACCAAGGAUCUUCAUCUAACCAAGGCUCUUCAUCUAAUCAAGGCUCUUCAUCUAAUCAAGGAGCUUCGUCUAACCAAGAAUCUUCUUCGAAUCAAGGCUCUUCGUCUAGCCAGGGAUCUUCGACUAACCAAGGAUCUUCGUCAAGCCAAGGAUCUUCGACUAACCAAGGAUCUUCGUCAAACCAAGGAUCGUCGUCUAACCAAGGCUCUUCAUCUAAUCAAGCAUCUUCGUCUAACCAAGAAUCUUCUUCGAGUCAAGGCUCUUCGUCUAACCAAGGUUCUUCAUCAAAUCAAGGAUCUUCGUCUAACCAAGGCUCUUCAUCUAAUCAAGGCUCUUCAUCCAAUCAAGGAUCUUCGUCUAUCCAAGAAUCUUCGUCUAACCAAGGUUCUUCAUCAAAUCAAGGAUCUUCGUCUAACCAAGGCUCUUCAUCUAAUCAAGGAUCUUCGUCUAACCAAGAAUCUUCUUCAAACCAAGGAUCUUCGUCUAACCAGGGAUCUUCAUCAAACCAAGGCUCUUCGUCAAACCACGGAUCUUCAACUAACCAAGGAUCUUCGUCAAACCAAGGAUCUUCGACUAACCAAGGAUCUUCGUCAAACCAAGGAUCUUCGUCUAACCAAGGCUCUUCAUCUAAUCAAGGCUCUUCAUCUAAUCAAGGAUCUUCGUCGAACCAAGAAUCUUCUUCGAAUCAAGGAUCUUCAUCGAACCAAGAAUCUACAUCUAACCAAGGAUCUUCGUCAAAUCAAGGCUCUUCGUCAAACCAAGGAUCUUCAUCUAACCAAAGCUCCUCAACAAACCAGGGAACUACUCAAAAGCCCUUUAAGCCAGCUGAGAAAUGUGAAAGUGAGGAGACAUUCUUGGCUGACAACGAUAAUUGCUCCAAAUUCUAUCGCUGUGUUGAUGAUGGCAAAGGCGGUUUUGUGAAAGUUUCAUUUACUUGCCCACCAAACACAAUUUGGCAUCCGAAUGCUAACAGCUGUGACCAUCCAGCACAAGUUGAUUCACAAAACUUGAAGUGCAAGAAAGGUAACACUAAUCAGAGUACUACCAGCUCGACUAGCAGUAAUGAACAAUCUUCAACGACUUCUUCAACGACUUCGACUACACUUGAGGAAACAACGACAUCAGUUACCUCGAGUACAUCGUCUAGUCCCAGUAAUGUUGGAUCUAGCUCUUCUCCAAAACCCUCCGGUAAGUGUAGAGUAAUUGGAGAGUUUGUGGGAGAUCAAGAAGAUUGUGCUAAGUUUUAUCGAUGCGUUGAUAACGGUAGAGGAGGCUUCAACCAAGUUGCCUUCUCAUGCGGUCCAGGAACUGUGUGGGAUGCUCAGAUAUUGGCCUGUAAUCAUGCAUGGGCCGUCAAAGAUAAAAGCUGCGGAAACGGAGCAACAACUCAACGUCCAGUUGCUCCAAAUAGUACGCCAACUCAAGCUUCUACUCAAAAUAAUUCGCAAUCGGACAGGCCAACAACUACAAGACCUUUAACUACAAUCCCGUCUACACAAACACCUUCUUCUCCAAGCUCAUCGACUAGUAAGAAACCUUCCACUCAAAUGCCUGCUAUGAAACCUACAACUCAAAAACCAAAUGGCAAAGAUGAAUGUCAGUCCGACGGCUUCAUAGGCGACUCUAGCAAUUGUGCCAAAUUCUAUCGGUGCGUUAGCAAUGGUAAAGGUGGCUUCGACCAGAUUCCAUUCCAUUGUGCGGCUGGAACAGUUUGGGAUCAAAGCCUUCAAACCUGUAAUCACGAUUUCAACAAUUGCAAUCCCAUUAGCGCUGGUAAUACGACCACUGAGUCUGACAAGGGUCCUUGUGACAACACAAACUCAACCUUACCGCCAACUACAGAUCCCAAUACAACAAUCCGUCCAACCGAAAGCGGCACGGAGUCCACAACUGAAUCGCAACAAACAAGUGCAUCACAGCCUACAACUACAAUAUGGACUACAACUUCCAGACCAACUACAACUGAAUCACAGCCUAUAACUACAAUGUGGACAACAACAGCCAGACCACCCACGACCGAAACUCAACCUACAACCACAAUAUGGACGACGACCAUUGAACCGUCGUCAACAAACGAUCCAUAUCCAAGUCCUACAACCAUGAAUCCUCCAACAACUUCCACUCCAGUGCCCAAUUUACCACCAGGCACUGAAUGUAAGGGAGAAGGAUUCAUGGCUGAUCCAUACAAUUGUCGAAAGUUCUACCGCUGUCUAAGAAAUGGAGAUUCUUUCUCAAAACAUCAAUUUAUGUGUGCUAAAAAUACAGCUUGGAACGAAGAUAUACAAACUUGUGAUCACGCCGCAAACGUUCCGCGUUGCUCUGGUCAAACUGAAACUCCUGUUAUGACCCUGCCUACAGAAAGUCCUCAGCAGUCAACUACCCCACCAAAUGAGAAACCAACUAAUCCCACAACGACUGAAUAUCCAACUAAACCCACAACCACCGAAUAUCCAGAAAAGCCAACCGAAUCACCAACAAAGCCUACCACUGAAUAUCCAAAACCCACAACUGAAAAUCCAACAAAACCUACCAGUGAAUAUCCAACAAAACCCACAACCACAGAAUAUCCCAUGGAAUCAACAGACACUCCCGGCACUGCAACCAAACCUACCACUGAAUAUCCAAAACCCACCACUGAAUAUCCAACAAAACCUACAACCACAGAAUAUCCAACAAAACCCACAACCACAGAAUAUCCGAUAAAGCCAACAGACACUACCGCCACUGCAACCAAACCUACCACUGAAUAUCCAAAACCCACCACUGAAAAUCCAACAAAACCCACAACCACAGAAUAUCCUACAAAACCAACAGACCCUCCCGGCACUGCUUCGACCACUGAAUAUUAUCCUGAAACAACUGGAAUCACAACAACAUCGAAGCCAGGAUAUAUGCCCACUACGACUGAAUCCAAUCCCAGUUCUACAGUGGAGCCAAAUAUCAACUUCAACUGCACUAGUGAAGGUUUUCAUGCUGAUCCCCAGAAUUGCAGCAUUUAUUACCGGUGUACAAAACUAAAUAACAGUUUCCAAGUGUAUAAGUUCCGUUGUCCAAGUGGCACCGUUUGGGAUUCGUCAGUGGAGACUUGCAACUAUGCAGAUCAGGUCGCCGGUAAUUGCUCCUCAGGAAGUAUUCCUACAACAACAUCCAGUGAAAUAACCACACAAUGGACAGAAUCCCCCACAACUACCAUGCAGCCAGUGACUACAAAUAGACCCGAAACUACAACUAUCCCGUCUAUUACAACAAAUCGGCCGGGCGAAACUACAACAAGUAUAUCCGAAACUACAACUAUUUCGAUUGGCUCUACAAUUCGCCCAAUUGAAACUACAACUACAAUUACUGAAGCAACUGAAGCAAACACGGAGGGACAGACGACCACAACACAGCUCCCACCCCAGCCUCAACCUUCAGGCAACUCAACUAUCCCAUGUCCUCAAAUUAGCGAAGAACAAAGUUUAUUUGUGUGCCCGUCGGGCUUCCGUCGACAUCCCAAGCAAUGCAGCAUGUUCUACCAGUGCAAUGAAAACGACAACUCCAAUCUUAACAUAGUGAUGUUCCAAUGCCCCAACGGCACUGUAUAUCAAGAAGCAUCCUGUCGAUGCGCCAAACCCCAGCCCAACGACACCUGUGGCAACAAGAGUUCGUCACGUACGCAACCAAUUGAAGGAGUAACACAUCCAGCAAACAUGGUGCAAAUACAUUCCACAAUGCCACUUUGCCCUGAGGAGGGACACUUUGCCCUAAACCAAGAUGAGUGCAGCCAGGUGUUCAUAAAAUGCAGCUACUUUGCUCAGACCGGUCGCAUUGAGGGUCAAAUUAAUCGCUGUCCGCAAGGGUUCACCUACUGGAAUGUGAGUCGACGUUGCGAACCAUCAAGAAAACUGACCAACUGCACUCCGGUCACUUAUAAUGUUGGCAACAGCGUCCCCUUGGAGUGGGUGAACCUUGGAUACAGACGUCGCAGCAUGCGUGUCUAGAAUCCUUACGUAUAGGAUAAGUUUAGUGACUACACGAAAAG
This is a messenger RNA of Drosophila albomicans, 6850 nucleotides long. It is a transcript of the gene Mur89F, whose product is annotated as serine-rich adhesin for platelets. Gene Ontology annotation, cellular component: extracellular region. Gene Ontology annotation, molecular function: chitin binding. The transcript has 5 exons. NCBI's taxonomy places the organism in Eukaryota, Metazoa, Arthropoda, Insecta, Diptera, Drosophilidae. The coding region runs from base 168 to 6809 and encodes 2213 amino acids. The record is from RefSeq and is a predicted model, not a curated record.